Molecule: messenger RNA, 2330 nt
Organism: Medicago truncatula (barrel medic)
Lineage: Eukaryota; Viridiplantae; Streptophyta; Magnoliopsida; Fabales; Fabaceae
Product: phosphatidylinositol 3,4,5-trisphosphate 3-phosphatase and protein-tyrosine-phosphatase PTEN2A
Exons: 13
Coding region: 266-2044 (592 amino acids)
Biological process (GO): dephosphorylation
Cellular component (GO): cytosol
Molecular function (GO): phosphatidylinositol-3,4,5-trisphosphate 3-phosphatase activity
Source: RefSeq, a predicted model, not a curated record
UGACCAAAAAAAAAAAAAAAGCGAUGGAUUAUGAAAUAAGUAAGCAUAUGAAUAUUGUUUCGUUCAUUCUCUAAAAUUGCAAGCCCUCUGUUCCGUGCCGGUGACUCUACACUCUAAUCAAAUGAACCUACAUUGAUCCGAAUUUCAAUCUCUGCAAAUCUCACACGCUUUCUUUUCCGUUCAAAAAACCGUUAUUCCCUCCGAAACAGAUCGGAAAAUUACUUCCACCGUCACCGUCGCCGAACUGCAUUUGAGUGACUCAUUGAUGGAACCCGCUCCUCCAUCUUCGAAGACUGAACCUUACUCCGCCAAAGUACCUGCUGAAAAUGACAAUGCACGUGAUUCACCAUCCUUGUCACCAGUUUCUAGCAUAUCUUCCUGGGCGAGAAAUCUGAGGUUUGGGGCUGCAGAUCAGAACUCACAGACAGAGAACAAUGGCAUGUCAGCAUUUGCUCGUCUUACUAGUGGGAUUGGACUACGAAGUCCCCCAAAUGAGCUUGCUACGAGCAGUUCAGGAGCCGAGCAACCUAAUAUAAUUGAAUCAUUCACUAAAGGGUUGGUGGACUCUUCAAAGGAAGCAGUAAAGGCAGUGCAGACCAAAGCACGACAUAUUGUUUCUCAAAAUAAACGCAGAUACCAGGAAGGUGGAUUUGAUUUGGAUAUGACAUACAUCACUGAAAAUAUAAUAGCUAUGGGAUUUCCUGGUGGUGAUUUUAGCUCUGGAAUUUUUGGGUACAUUGAGGGGUUCUAUCGAAAUCACAUGGAAGAAGUAAUCAAGUUUUUUGAAACUCAUCACAAGGGAAAGUACAAAGUAUACAAUCUUUGUUCAGAGAGGUUGUACGAUGGAUCACUUUUCCAGGGGAAGGUUGCAAGUUUCCCAUUUAGUGAUCAUAAUUGCCCUCCUAUUCAACUUAUAGCAUCAUUUUGUCGAAGUGCAUAUUCAUGGUUGAAGGAGGAUAUCCAAAAUGUGGUCGUUGUUCAUUGUAAAGCUGGUAUGGGAAGGACAGGACUGAUGAUUUGUAGCCUUCUUUUGUAUCUUAAGUUUUUCCCCACUGCUGAGGAAGCCAUUGAUUCCUUUAACCAGAAAAGAUGUGUAGAUGGAAAGGCUCUAACUCUCCCAAGUCAAAUUAGAUAUGUCAAAUAUUUUGAACGGACCUUAACACACUUCAACGGAGAAGUCCAGCCCGGACGAAGGUGUAUGCUGAGAGGGUUUCGGCUUCACAAAUGCCCUUAUUGGGUUAGACCAUCCAUUACAAUUUCUGAUCAUAACGGAAUUCUUUUCACAACUAGAAAGCAUCCCAAGACAAAGGAUCUAAUGCCAGAAGAUUUUUGGAUCAAUGCAUCAAAGAAAGGAAUUUUGGUCUUUGCAUUACCAGGGGAGCCAGGUCUGACAGAAUUGGUUGGGGACUUCAAAAUUCAUUUUCAUGAUCGACAGGGAGAUUUCUACUGUUGGAUGAAUACAACAAUGAUAGAGAACAGAAAAAUUUUAGAUGGCUCAGAUCUUGAUGAUUUUGACAAGAGAAAGAUCCCAGCUCCAGGGUUCCAGGUCGAAGUUGUGAUGGUAGACUAUGAUGGCACGCUACCUGGAAAAGUCAACCCUGCAAGCAAAGGAUCUGACAUAAGAAAUGUCUCAUCUGGUGCAAAGCCAACAUCUAGUUCAAGAAAGAGUAAGAUACCUAAAAAUGGAGAUGAUGAUGUAUUCUCAGAUAGCGAUGAAGAGGAGACCAAGGGAACACAAAGGAGGGAAGCUGCAACUGAUUACAAAUAUAUGGAACCUCAUCAAGCAUCUGAGGCCACUACUGACCAUGUAGGGAUGUUGUCGCGUGCAACGGAUCAGUUGUCACUCCAGCAGCAUGACGAACGCACGGAAAACAAUGUUUCUGAAGCAUCAACUACCAAUAAACAUCAUAAUAUUCAUGCAGGUCCUAACACCACCAACAUGGAAUCUAUAGGGACAAGUGAAUUCAAGGCAAUUGCAGCAGAUGCUUCAGUUUUUUCUUUUGGAGAUGAAGAUUUUGAGAGUGAUUCAGAGGAGGCGAGUUAAAUUCUUGUUCAAAUUUGUUAAUAUUCAGGAAUUUGUGUAUAGCCCUUUACACCGGGAUCAUACCCGCAGGUAAAAGGAUCAGGCACAUUAUGGAAUUCAUUGCAUUUGCCCCUUUUUUGUUGUCAAAUGACCUUCUUUCCUGCAUUUUAUUAUUUCAAUUUUGUAUAUUUUUGAAGUCUGUAUGAUGUUCUUCAAAGUCCUUGAGGACCUUAGGAGAAUUCUAACACCCUUAACAAAAUAUUGCAAGUCCAAGACAGUAUACAAGACAGCGUAUCUUCUUUCAGAA